Anisakis simplex (herring worm) is the source of this 2547-nucleotide messenger RNA. The record is from the annotation of a GenBank genome assembly. Lineage: Eukaryota; Metazoa; Nematoda; Chromadorea; Rhabditida; Anisakidae.
AUGUCGCUUUACACGUUCAUUCUACUGUCACUGAUUCAAUUAAGUGAUGCUCAACAGUGCGUUAGCUAUUCACCACAAUAUCGUAUUCCACUACCAAUCGGCAUAUUCUUACCGGAUCCGUUCAAGAAACAACUGAAAGGUGCAAUCGACGUUGCACUCAGUCAUAUUCAUAAUCAGUCGUGUAUUCUGAACGAUUACUAUUUGCAAAUGAUUUUCAAAGAUACUGAGUGCAAAACAUCGGUUGGCAUGAAAGCGUUAUUCGAAUUGAUGAACGCCGAGCCACGUCCAUUUGCAUUAUUCGGUGACGCUUGUACAAAUGUUAACGAACCGGUUGCGAUGGCUUCCAAGUACUGGCACUUACUGCAUCUGUCGUACGCUGAAACACAUGCAAAAUUCGCUAGUACAGAUUCACAAGAGAUGUACCCAACGUUCUUUCGCAUUGUGCCUGGCGAUCGAAACAUAAAUGAGGCUCGAUGUCGACUUAUAUUCCAUUUCAAUUGGACACGUGUUGGGACCGUCAAGCAGAGUGAUGAGCCUCGUUUUGCACUGCCACAUGAAUCGUUAACCACAAAAUUGGAACACGGAUACGGCAUUAAAGUUGUAUACACGGCAGGCAUAACUCAUGAUGAAAUCGAGAACAUUGGUUUGGAGCUUGAUGAAAUGAAGAUGAGGGAUGUGCGUAUAUUCGUUGGAGAUUUUGAAGAGGUGCUCGCAAGUCGAAUUAUGUGCGAAGUUUAUCAGAGGGGAAUAUACGGUGAUAACUAUGUCUGGAUUUUGCCCGGAUAUCAUUAUGGUGAAUGGUGGAAGAACGCGACUGCUACGAACUGUACGGCAGAAGAGAUCAGCACUGCGAUCAAUGGUCAUUUCGCAAUUCAGUUCGCAUCCUACUCGCCAUACUUGCAGCAGAGAACUAUUGGCAAUAAAACGGUUUCUGAAGUACGCGAUGAAAUCGAACAAUCGUGCAAUGAUGAUUGUGAAGCGAGUGUUUUACGAGCAUAUGCCUAUGAUGGUCUAUGGACGAUUGCAAUGGCUGUGCAUCGUGUCUCAAUGAGAUAUCAACGAAUUUACGGCACAAUGUGGGAUCCAUUAAGUGAGAGCGGCAACGACAGUAGCACUCAUACGAGACUCUUGAUCGAAAUCAAUAACACAUCAUUCAGUGGUGCCACGGGCCAUGUACGUUUCGAGAACAACGAACGAUUGGGUGUUGUGGAAAUAUUGCAGUGGCGUAACGGUUCAUAUUUGAAUGUUGGUUACUUCGACGGUUCGGAUGAAGCCUUUGUGCUGAACCCAAUUCUAGAAAAUUGGCGUGCACCACUUGAUGCAACUAUAGUGCUUCAUCAACGACUUUACAUAGCCAAUGCACUCGUUAUUUUGAUGUCGUUACUGGCGGCUGUUGGUGUCACAUUGGCAUUUAUCUUCCUUACACUCAAUAUUCAGUACAGAAAUCAUCGAUUCAUCAAGAUGUCAUCACCGAACAUAAACAAUUUAAUAAUUGCCGGAUCAAUAUGCACUUACAUUAGCGUUAUAUUGCUUGGUCUUGAUACAAGGAUUGUAUCGCCACGGGGAUUUGUUGCUCUUUGUUAUGCGAAAACGUGGAUCCUAUGUUUAGGGUUCACGUUCGCAUUUGGAUCGAUGUUCUCGAAAACGUGGCGGGUUCAUUCGAUAUUUACGAAUAUUCGUAUGAACAAGAAAGCGAUCAAAGACUAUAAACUAUUCCUUUUUGUUGGUCUUAUUGCUCUUCUUGACGUGGCCACAUUAACGCUUUGGGCGCUAGUAGCACCUUUCUCAUUGUCGAUUAUUCAACUGGAUGCAAUUUAUAUGGAGAACAAAGUGAUUGCGCCUGAAAUUGAGCGAUGCUAUAGCGAUGAAUCGGUUGUUUUUGAAGCAAUCAUUUUCGGGACAAAAGGACUUUUGAUGAUUCUGGGUUGCUUCCUGGCCUGGGAAACACGCCAUGUCAAUGUGGCUGCCUUAAACGAUAGUAAAUACAUUGGAAUGUCCGUCUAUAACGUUGUCGUUAUGUGCACAUUAGGCCUCGCAUUAGCCUUCAUCCUUCAGGAUCGAAUUAAUGAAGCGUAUGCAUUGACAACGUUCUUCAUCAUUUUCUGUACAACACUCACUUUGUGCCUCGUUUUUGUGCCGAAGAUCGUAGUAUUAAUAAGGAAUCCAAGUGGAGUGGAGCCGAGUUAUCAAAAAGGUCUCAUGAAAUCAGUUAUUGGCAAUCAAACAAAGCAAUUCGUUAGACAAGUAUCUGUCAAAGUAACAACGAAUGAACGUGAACGAUUGCAACGUUUAGAGGAGGAUAAUGUGAUGUGGCAACGAUUUCUUGUUGAGAAGACGAAUCAGCUAUGGGAUUUGACUCAAAAAUUGAAAGAACUCGAUGAACUGGAUCAGAAACAGUUGAAAGUAGCGAGUGUAAUGGCAUGCAAAACUUCGAAGCUGAUGUCGACAAAGGCUUUCGUUUGUUCAGCUUGCUUAACAAUGGUUCGAACUCGACACGAUUGCUCAUGGCCAUGGAACGAUCCUAAACAACCAACCACUAUGCUGUGA